This is a messenger RNA of Schistosoma mattheei, 1691 nucleotides long. NCBI's taxonomy places the organism in Eukaryota, Metazoa, Platyhelminthes, Trematoda, Strigeidida, Schistosomatidae. The record is from the annotation of a GenBank genome assembly.
AAAGAUACUGCGCAAGUUUUGAGAUCUCCUGUUUUGGUAAUGCUACAAAGUUAAAUGAUUGUCAACCAAAAAUGGGAUUCCACGAAUGAUGAAACUAACAAGUUGAAUUAUCUGUUUGAAAGUAGUUCUUUGUUGCCGUCAGAUCUGAUCAAUUAUCCUAACCAAAUCGGUGGUCAUGGGCUUCUAUUUGGAAAUAAAUGUAAAAUAUUAUAUUCACAUGUUCAGUCAACUAUUUAUAAACCAAUACAACAUUAUCCUAAAGGUCCACAUGAAUUAGAAUUUUAUCAACGUUUAUUCGAUCCAAAUUGUAAUGAUUCCGUUUUAGUUGAGUUACGAAAAUUUGUGCCUGAUUUUUACGGCCUCUAUCGAGAUUCUGAACAAAAACAUUUGUACUUGGGUUUAAAAGAUUUAUUGGCUAAUUUUAAACAUCCAUCAUUAUGCGAUUUAAAAAUGGGUCGUCGUACAUAUGCUCCUGAUUCUUCACCAUCAAAAAUAAUGAUUGAAUGUGCAAAAUAUAAAUGGCGUGAAGAAAUCGGAUUUCUAGUAACUGGAUUAAAAGUAUUCUAUCCAGAUAUUAAUGAAUAUACUACAUUUGAUAUUUUCUUUGGAAGAUCAUUAAAUCCAUCUACAAUAUAUGAUAAUGGUAUUCGUCUAUUUCUUGGUCCAGAUGUAAAUCGUGCAAAAAGAUUAGCUAAUCAAUUUGUUAAAAAAUUAACACAAUUAGCUAAAUGGUUUGAAAAUCAAAAUUGUUAUCAUUUCUAUGCAAGUUCUUUAUUAUUAGCUUAUGAUAGCGUUGAUGUCAAUGAUGAGAUCAUGUCAUCUCCGAAUACAACCACCACCACCCAGUUACCAUAUUCAUAUUAUAAUCACGAUCAUGAUCAUCAUCAUCAUAGUUGUCAAGACAACAAUAAAGAAUCAAUUAUAUCCAAUAUAGAUAAUAAUGAAAUAGAUGAAUAUGUUUUAGUAUAUUUAAUUGAUUUUACACGUUGGGAAUUAGUAACAGAUUGUAGUCAAAUAAAAGAUGAAAAUUUUCUAUAUGGUUUAAAUUAUUUAAUUGAAUUAUUUCAACGUGCAUCAUUGGACUCAUCACCAUUGACUUAAAGUACCAUAUAUAUAUAUAUAUAUAUAUAUAUAUAUAUAUAUAUAUAUAUAUAUAUAUACCAAUGAAUUAACAACAUUCGCCAAUGAGUAGUAUCCGUAAUAAAACAAAGAUGUACAGCGUUCACAGUUUUUCUAUGUACAUUUUGAUCGAAAUCUUUUGGCUGCUCACUUUCCCCUACCCCCCCUCGCCCACUUUUUUUUAAAACUGCCAAAAAUGUUAGUCUUUCAUUGAAAUUUAUUAUUGUCACUAAGUGGGUUUGUUCCCCCCUUUUUUUUCUAUUUAUAUAUGAACAAAUUCUUCUGGAAUCCAAAUCAUAUUUGUUUUUAUUUUAUAUGGUUUGUAUGAUGUUUUGUAUUAUUCAGUGAUUAUUAUUACCAUAUUAAUAGGAUGAGUAUUAUCCAUCUCAAGGUAUAUUUUAAUUGCUUAUCUUAUUUUGUUACAAUUUUCUGUUAGAAAUAAAGAUUAUUGUUUAUUUUGUUGACAGGGAGAACAAAAUCUGAUAUAUACAUAUGUAUAUGUUCUCUCACUGUACUAUCCACGUUGUAUGUUAUUAAUGUGACUUGGAUUUGAUAUAGUUAUUAUUAUUAUU